This is a messenger RNA of Cajanus cajan (pigeon pea), 1266 nucleotides long. RefSeq names its product putative carbohydrate esterase At4g34215. Lineage: Eukaryota; Viridiplantae; Streptophyta; Magnoliopsida; Fabales; Fabaceae. The record is from RefSeq and is a predicted model, not a curated record.
UAACGGGCCAGAUUCGUGCAGUCUCAUCCAUAACCGCAGAGGAUCAAAAUCCGCCGGAAACCAAAUUAGCGUCUUACCUAAGUGUGUCAUCAACUCACCGAGCAAAGCCAAAAAAAAAAAAAAAUUAAUAUCACCACUACUUGGCACUUUUAUUAUAAGUUCAUCACUCAGUAGUAGCAUCGUGACACAGAUCAACCAUGGCGGUGAUUUCCGUCGUGUCAUGGUUUUUGUUCAUUUUUCUAUCAGCCCAGAGUGGUUUAUGUUCAGUUCCGAGGGACAUUUUCGUUCUGGCGGGACAGAGCAACAUGGCUGGACGAGGUGGCGUUGUCGGGGGGAAAUGGGACGGCAAUGUCCCUCCGGAGUGCAGGCCCGGCCCGCGUAUUCUGAGGCUAAGUGCGGGCCUGAAGUGGGAGGAGGCCCGGGAGCCUCUGCAUGCGGACAUCGACGUGGCGAAGACAUGUGGCGUUGGGCCCGGGAUGGCUUUCGCGAAGGAGGUUGCGAAGGGUGGUGGUGGGCCUGGGUGGGUGGGCCUUGUCCCUUGCGCCGUGGGUGGGACCAAGAUUGGAGAGUGGAGUCGAGGGUCGAGGUUGUACAAUGAGUUGGUGCAACGCGCGGUGAGCGCAAUUGGGGAUGGUGGUGCACUCAGAGCGCUUGUUUGGUACCAAGGGGAGAGUGACACGGUGAGAGAAGAAGAUGCUGAGGCUUAUAAGGGUAGAAUGGAGAGGCUUAUUAUGGACCUUCGCUCAGAUCUUCACCUUCCCUCUCUACUUGUUAUACAGGUUGCACUUGCAUCAGGGGAAGGGAAAUUUAUAGAGAAGGUGAGGCUUGCUCAAAUGGGAAUAACAUUGCCUAACGUAAAGUGUGUAGAUGCUAAGGGACUGAGUCUGAAUCCAGAUAAACUUCACCUCACCACCAUGUCUCAGGUUCAUUUGGGUAUUCGAUUAGCACGUGCCUAUCUCGCUUCAACCAAUCACCAUUACCAAUUCAAUUGUAACAUGAAGAAUCAUACGCAAGUUUUAGCUAGCUGAGACUGCAUUUCUGUAUUGUAUAUUUGGCAACUCGUGAAGAAAGCGUGGCACCUCUUGAAAGCUACAUUAUGAGGAGGCUUCGGGGGUUUCUGAUUUCUGUAAUUAAUUGUCUCUUUUGGAUUACUACAUGGCUUAUAGACUUUACUAUGAACGUAUGAACAAAUAGUGUAACAUCCCUCUUAUAUCAUGCCUUACCAAUUCCAUUUUAUGAUAUUUUAUACAGUGAUAUUUUACUCGA